GCACAGAUCAAGAGCGAAAAAGACUGUUUGUAUACAGGUCUACCGGAGUUGCUCGCAAAAUGGCAGAAUCCGCGAGAGGCCGAUCCUAUGACGCGAGUUCAGGAAGAAGUAGAAGAGACGAAAAUUGUUAUGCAUAAUACUAUACAAUCGGUGCUCGAACGAGCAAUACCAGCUGAUUUAUAG
Messenger RNA from Cooperia oncophora, 183 nucleotides. Lineage: Eukaryota; Metazoa; Nematoda; Chromadorea; Rhabditida; Trichostrongylidae. The record is from the annotation of a GenBank genome assembly.